UAGAGAUUAGAGUACACAGACCCGAGCGGCGAGCGAUACGGGCCCCUCCAGGCAGCCGCCUGCUCCUGGCGAGGAAGUUUGGGAGGAUGAGCAGCAAAGAAGACCCGAGCAAGUGCUGUCCGGCCGUCGCUCCGCUCUCCACCUUCACCAUCCAGUCCAUCCUGGGCAGCGGCGGCGGCGGCGGCCGGGAGCCCGGCACCAAGGCGGCCGCCGCCUGGCCCGCCCGCCCCCGGAACCUCUCGCUGUCCUCCGACGACGAGGAGCCCGAGGAGAGCUGGCGGCACCGCGGCUGCUUCUGCCCCGAGGCGCCCGGCCCCAAGGAGACGUGCCACAAGCACCAGCCCCUCGGCUUCGCCUGCCUCGGCAACGCCAAGGGGAGCGGAGCGGCCGCGGCGGCCGGCGCGGAGCGGCCGCCCUUCCUCUCGCCGUCCCAGCAGGACUUUAAGGAGGAGAAGGAGAAGCCCUUGGGGCCCUCCUCGCCCUCCGGCGGGGACCGGCAGCGCGACGGCGGGGACCGGCAGGCCGGCGCCGCCAAGAAGAAGACGCGCACGGUGUUCAGCCGCAGCCAGGUCUACCAGCUGGAGUCCACCUUCGACAUGAAGCGCUACCUGAGCAGCUCCGAGCGGGCCUGCCUGGCCUCCAGCCUGCAGCUCACCGAGACCCAGGUGAAGACCUGGUUCCAGAACCGCAGGAACAAGUGGAAACGGCAGCUCUCGGCCGAGCUGGAGGCGGCCAACAUGGCCCACGCCUCGGCGCAGACUCUGGUGGGCAUGCCGCUGGUGUUCAGAGACAAUUCCCUCCUCCGGGUGCCGGUGCCCCGGUCCAUCGCCUUCCCGGCCCCUCUCUACUACCCCGGCAGCAACCUCUCGGCCUUACCCCUCUACAACCUCUACAACAAGAUCGACUACUGAGUCGCCUCCUCGCCGGCCGCGGCCGCCCCGUCGGGCC
Molecule: messenger RNA, 948 nt
Organism: Dromaius novaehollandiae (emu)
Lineage: Eukaryota; Metazoa; Chordata; Aves; Casuariiformes; Dromaiidae
Gene: HMX2
Product: H6 family homeobox 2
Exons: 3
Coding region: 87-911 (274 amino acids)
Biological process (GO): regulation of transcription by RNA polymerase II
Cellular component (GO): nucleus
Molecular function (GO): RNA polymerase II transcription regulatory region sequence-specific DNA binding; DNA-binding transcription factor activity, RNA polymerase II-specific
Source: RefSeq, a predicted model, not a curated record